Molecule: messenger RNA, 6645 nt
Organism: Phascolarctos cinereus (koala)
Lineage: Eukaryota; Metazoa; Chordata; Mammalia; Diprotodontia; Phascolarctidae
Gene: PLCH1
Product: phospholipase C eta 1
Biological process (GO): release of sequestered calcium ion into cytosol; phosphatidylinositol-mediated signaling; phosphatidylinositol metabolic process
Cellular component (GO): cytoplasm
Molecular function (GO): phosphatidylinositol-4,5-bisphosphate phospholipase C activity; calcium ion binding
Source: RefSeq, a predicted model, not a curated record
GAGCUUCGGGGCAACGAGGUGGGGGGGCGGGGUGCAGGAGCCAGGGCGGCCAGAGGUUUGAAUGGUAAAGAAGCUUGUGGCUGCAGCCGGGGCAGAGGCAGCAGCGUCCCCCACUGCUCCCCACCGCUGCCCAUCCCAGGGACCCGCUUGCGGAGGACAGAAGGCCCUCUCUCUCCCCGGGCUGCUCCCCUCUUUUUUUUUUCCCCAGGGAAAAAAGUGGUCUUGCAAGUGUUGCAGAGGACGGCAGGAGGAGGAGGACGAUCCACCAGCUUAGUGGAAGGGUCUCGCUCGGGAGCCUCGGCCUCCCCCCCACCCCCCAAUUGUCCCGGGCUGCAGGAGGCCAGCUGGGAUUUGAUGCUGGACAGAAUCUCAGAAUCAUGAGUUACUGGAGCCUUGAGAAGAGGAACUGCGUGCAAUAUCGGCGGCAUUUCUUAGUGGAUAACAGUGUGUUUCAUGUUGAAAGAUGCAUGAGUGUAAUGCAGUCUGGGACCCAGAUGAUCAAACUGAAGAGUGGAAGCAAAGGCCUGGUACGGCUCUUUUACCUGGAUGAGCACCGCACGCGGCUGCGAUGGCGGCCCUCCCGGAAAAGCGAGAAGGCAAAAAUAAUUAUCGAUUCGAUUUACAAAGUCACUGAGGGCCGGCAAUCCGAGAUCUUCCACCGACAGGCUGAGGGGAACUUUGACCCAAGCUGCUGUUUCACCAUCUACCAUGGAAACCACAUGGAGUCCCUGGAUCUCAUCACCUCCAACCCCGAGGAGGCGAGGACCUGGAUCACUGGCUUGAAGUACCUGAUGGCUGGAAUCAGUGACGAGGACUCUCUUGCCAAACGAAGGAGAACUCACGACCAAUGGGUGAAACAGACCUUUGAGGAGGCUGACAAGAAUGGGGAUGGCUUACUGAACAUUGAAGAAAUCCACCAACUGAUGCAUAAACUCAAUGUGAACCUGCCUCGGAGAAAAGUCCGGCAGAUGUUUCAGGAAGCCGACACUGAUGAGAAUCAGGGGACUCUGACGUUUGAAGAGUUCUGUGUGUUUUACAAAAUGAUGUCGCUGAGACGGGACCUCUACUUGCUGCUUUUGAACUACAGUGACAAGAAGGACCACUUAACUGUGGAGGAGCUGGCCCAGUUUCUGAAAGUGGAACAAAAGAUGACGAAUGUGACACCAGAAUAUUGUCUUGACAUCAUAAAGAAGUUUGAAGUUUCAGAAGAAAAUAAGGAGAAAAAUGUCCUUGGCAUAGAAGGUUUUACAAACUUCAUGAGGAGUCCUGCCUGUGAUGUCUUUAACCCCUUGCACUCUGAAGUGUUCCAAGACAUGGACCAACCCCUCUGCAACUAUUACAUUGCCUCCUCUCACAACACGUACCUGACUGGUGACCAGCUCCUCUCUCAGUCCAGGGUGGACAUGUAUGCCCGCGUGCUGCAAGAAGGCUGUCGCUGUGUGGAAGUUGACUGUUGGGAUGGUCCAGAUGGAGAGCCAGUGGUCCACCAUGGUUAUACCCUCACUUCAAAGAUCCUCUUCCGAGACGUUGUGGAGACUAUCAAUAAAACGGCCUUUGUGAAGAAUGAGUUCCCAGUGAUUUUAUCCAUUGAGAAUCACUGCAGCAUCCAGCAACAGAAGAAGAUUGCUCGGUACCUAAAGGACAUAUUCAGUGACAAACUGGACUUGUCAUCUAUCGACAUCGGAGAUUCCAAGCAGCUUCCCAGCCCGCAGAGUCUGAAAGGAAAAAUUUUAGUGAAGGGUAAGAAGCUACCCUACCACCUUGGGGAAGAUGCAGAAGAAGGUGAAGUUUCAGAUGAAGAUAGUGCUGAUGAAAUUGAAGACGACUGCAAAUUUAAGCUCCAUUAUAAUAACGGGACAACUGAUCAUCAAGUGGAAUCUUUCAUAAGGAAAAAAUUGGAAUCACUAUUAAAAGAAUCUCAAAUCAGGGACAAGGAAGACUCUGACAGUUUCACUGUUCGAGCUCUGUUGAAGGCUACGCAUGAAGGCUUAAAUGUGCAUCUGAAGCAGAAUCCAGAUGUGAAAGAAAGUGGAAGGAAAUCUCAUGGACGGUCCCUAAUGAGUAAUUUUGGAAAACACAAGAAAACGACAAAGACGAGGUCCAAGUCUAAUAGUACUGAUGACGAUGAGGAAGCACACCAUAAUUCUUCUGGAAAGGAAGGUGGCCAGCUCUACAGGCUCGGCCGCAGAAGGAAAACCAUGAAACUGUGCCGGGAUCUCUCAGAUUUAGUUAUCUACACCAAUUCUGUGGCAGCCCAAGACAUAGUGGAUGAUGGGACAACAGGAAAUGUGUUAUCCUUCAGUGAAACGAGAGCCCAUCAGGUGGUCCAACAAAAGUCAGAGCAGUUCAUGAUUUAUAACCAGAAGCAGCUGACCAGGAUCUACCCGUCUGCCUACAGGAUUGACUCCAGUAACUUCAACCCGCUGCCAUAUUGGAAUGCUGGCUGCCAGCUAGUUGCACUGAACUACCAAUCCGAGGGGCGCAUGAUGCAGCUGAAUCGGGCCAAAUUCAAGAUGAACGGCAACUGUGGCUAUGUCCUCAAACCCCAGCAGAUGUGUAAAGGUACAUUCAACCCUUUCUGUGGCGAUCCACUGCCCGCCAACCCUAAAAAACAGCUCAUUCUGAAAGUGAUUAGCGGCCAGCAGCUCCCAAAACCACCAGACUCCAUGCUAGGAGACCGUGGUGAGAUCAUUGACCCAUUUGUUGAAGUGGAAAUCAUUGGGCUUCCCAUAGAUUGUUGCAAAGAACAAACUCGAGUGGUGGAUGACAAUGGAUUUAACCCUGUUUGGGAAGAGACGCUGACGUUUACCAUACACAUGCCAGACAUAGCUUUGGUUCGGUUUCUUGUUUGGGAUCAUGAUCCCAUUGGAAGAGACUUCGUUGGACAAAGAACGGUGACUUUCAGUAGCCUUGUGCCUGGCUACCGUCAUGUCUAUUUGGAAGGGCUGACAGAAGCAUCCAUAUUUGUUCAUAUAACAAUCAAUGAAAUAUAUGGCAAGAAUAGACAACUGAUAGGCCUGAGGGGCCUGUUCAAUAAGAACCCCAAACACAGUUCUUCAGAAAACAAUUCCCAUUAUGUCCGUAAGCGAUCCAUUGGUGAUCGGAUUCUGCGCCGCACAGCUAGUGCUCCAGCAAAGGGCCGAAAGAAGAGCAAAAUGGGUUUCCAAGAAAUGAUGGAAAUGAAGGACAGUGUGUCUGAGGUAACUGGCUCAAGAGAGAAAGAUGGUGUUCUCCGAAGAACCACAAGAAGUUUACAAGCUCGCCCAGUUUCUAUGCCUGUUGAGAAAAGUCUUCUGGGGGGAUUGUCCCUCCCCACGCUUGAAUCAGCCAAAGAAACUGAAGGCAAAGAAAAUGCACUUGAAAAUAAGGCCAAUACAGAAAGUGGAAAAUCCAAUGCGAAAGAGCAAAGCUCAACAAAUCUUGAUAAAAAGCUUUCUUCACCCUCUGCAACUCUCCACAAAAAUGGUAGCCAGGUGGAUCCUGUUGUCUCUCUUGUUAAUAAUGCAUCACCCUUAGAAGAAGAGUCAGGAGCCCUAAACUAUCGUGGUGGGAAAGCCCAAUUACAUGUGCCCAUUGACCUUCAGAAAAAUCUGUCUCCCAAAAAACUCGUUUCAUCAAGACAACAAAUGGGUAUUAAAACUUCCAGGGACCAAUGCUGUACUAUAAAUGAUAUAGGAACAAGGGAAAAUGGGAAGACUUUUCCUUCAGAAACAAAAAGAACAUUGUUAGGAAAUGCCUCUUCUCAGAGUGAGCUGGAGGUUCUUAACGUUAAGGAAGUCAAUCGAGUGGCAAGCAAUGUUAUGACAUCCUUUUCUUUGACAGAUGUUUCUGCCAUUUGCUCUGAUGGGCAUGACUUACAUUCCACUGCAAUUAUGCAGGACUGUGAAAUUUCACAACUUAUUGACAAUGUCACAUUAACAAAUGAGAGUGAACUUGGCAGUUCAAUCUCAGCACUGAUCAGCCAGUUUGAUGCUACCAAGGAUCACACAAACCUCAGAGCUGUUUCAAGACUUCAAGGUACCAGUGGUCAGACUUACAGUGUAAUGUCAAGACAUCCCUCCUUGCUCACUACUGACCUAAAAAUACCCCUCAAAAAUAACUUUUCUAAGUCAAAGCCUCUGUGGUCAUCUCAGUAUUCAUCACCCGAGACAACUGUCCGCUCUAGCCCUGAGACAACGGAGUAUUCCACUUACACCAUCAUUCAUGAGGCAGCUCUCACUCCAGUCACUGGGCCCAAGUUCAUGGAUGAAGGUAAUGGCAAGACCAAGUUCCAUGCCUCAGAAAGUGGCAUUGCUCGUCCAUCUCCGUUAACUAAAAGUCCCCAGAAGAAUUGUGGAAGGGGUUGGGAAAAUGGUGCCAUUUGUGGUAUCUCCACUUCUAAUGAUUUGACAAUAGAUGAUAUAAUUGAUCACACCCUUUGUCAAAAUUCUGGAGAGAGCAGUCUAGUAGAAGUUAAUGAAGAUUCACAAGAUCUCUUGGUAACAACCCAUGAAUAUAAGAGAGAGGAUAUGAGUCAACUUGCUUCCCCUUUGAAACUAAAGCACUGUUGGGAGAUGGAUUCACCCUGUCCAAGAAGCUCUGGAAAUGGCUUCCUACAUCCCUCUACCCUCAAACUUUCCAACCACAUUCAAAUGCUAAAAAACCGAAGCAUUUCUUGUCCGGCUUAUCAGAGUGCUGGCUUUGUAUGUAAUAAUUAUUUCCAAUGUUCAAAUCCCCCAAACAAUGCAGCAUGUCUACCCCUGGGGCCUAAUCCUCAAGGUCUGCAGCAACCUGCACAUCCUUCUUUACAAGCUCGGAAACAGCCUAGCCCUUGCAAAUCCAAAAGCCUGGGAGAUCUGACGUCGGAUGAUAUCUCUUGCAAUUUUGAGAGCAAAUACCAGUGCAUAAGUAAAAGCUUCAUUACAGCCGGACUACGAGAAAAGAAGGGCAUGACCUUCAAAGCAAAAGGGGUGGAGUCUGUGGAUGCUCUGACUGAACAGCUCCGGAAACUCGUGUCCUUUGACCAGGAGGACAGCAGCCAAGUGCUGGGCCCAAGGCCGGACGAGAGGGAAUGCCCCAAGGCGUUGGUCCGAAAGCUGUCCUCCCGAAGCCAGAGCCGUGUUCGCAACAUUGCCAGCCGUGCCAAGGAAAGACAAGAAGCCGGCAAGCAGAGGGCUCUGCCCUCCAGCAGUGUUGGAGGAGUGGUCCUGAGAAACAAGCCCACUGCCUCUGCCCAGGUGGUGAACAGGCAUUCCACUGGAUCCUACAUCGCAGGGUAUCUGAAUGACCUUGAAGGCCGUGGUAUUCCCGAGGGGGCAUGCACUUCUCUUUUCAGUGGCUACGUAGACCCGUUUUGUAUGGAUGACUCAGUCCUCCAGACUGAGCCAAGUGUAGAGGACAAACCAGAAAUUUAUUUCCUCUUGAGACUAUAAAUGGUGUAGACCUGUCUUUUCAGUGUGAACAAGGUAUCCCGUAGAGCUCCAGAUAUUGCUUGUUUUUGUUGUGCUAUCCUUGGCUCCAGCAUGAUUGAGAAGAGGAUUUUUUGAGUUCCAGUACAGGUCUCCUUUGAUUGAAGAUGGUCCUCCUGUGGACAAUUAUGUAAAUAGAUGCUGUGUUAUUUUCCCAAGGUUGCCUGAGUCUUUUUUCAAUGUUGUAAAAAUGUAUCAGUCUUGGAAUAGAUGCAUGCCUGCCAUCAAUGUGAAAGUUCCACAUGGGCCAGAUUCAUAACCCAUGUGCAUUUGUAACUAAAUGUUUCUCCCUCUGUGCACGCCUUCAGAAUCGAGCAACCAAUGUAAUUCCUUGUCUGCUUCCUCGACCCCAAACUGUGGAGGUGUUCAGGCAAAAGUCUGAAAAAAAAAUCUACUGUCUUUCUUUAAAAUUUUUUUUCAGCUCUCCUAAUUUUAUUUUACUUUUCACGUUUGUUGAGGAGGACAGAUACCUCUUUUGAUUUCUAUGAAUGUUGUAAUUUAGCAUCUGAGGUAAAGGAGGAAAGCCAACUAUCUUACCUUGGUUAGAUUUUCACUUACCCUGAUUCAGGGUGGGAGAGUUCCCACAAACUAGUGACUGGUUUUUGUGUUUUCUUUUGUUUUUCUUUUUCCAUCUGUUUUGGAGUAGGAAUGAGGAGGGGGGAAGGGAAAGAGAAUGAAGAUAUUCUGUACAUAAGGAUAGGAAAAUAUUUGUUUUGCAUAAAUUUUGUUACAUAUUUUUGCUACAGGCUUUGUAUGUGACGAACUCAAUCACAAAGACAUUUGCUGUACUUUGUAAUUUUCAGACUAAUUGGUUGAUUGGAAGUACUAACUUUACAGGGAAAGGGGGGGCUUGAAUUAUACUGUAAGAGAAAUAAUAAUAAUAAUAAUAAAAGAUAGCAUAACAAUUCCCAACAUGUCAAAAAAGAUUUUCUCAAUAAUAUUGAAGGCCAAAUGAACUGGUCAUUAGAAAUGGCUUCCCGUUAUGGAUCUAUAACUUGGCUAUAUUUUUUAAUACCAAUAUGCUUUGCUUUCACUGUGAACACAUUUCUGAUUGUAUGUUCAAGAUACCUCUUUUUUUUUUGGUAACAUGAAAUACAAUGAUAUUCAUGGAAUUCAUGAAAACGUAAUUAAAAGAGAUUUUUAAGCACUUGUAUGAAUUUGUUGAAAUGGAAACAAAUAUAAUUCUUGUUGAACUGUA